CAGAAGCAGUCCCCCCUGGUGGAGCCCAGAGUGGGGUCAGGGUGAUGCAGACACAGGGCGCCCGAGGCUUCCAGCUCUCAGCUGCCGCUCCCCACGCCAUGAGCUUCCCUGCUUCACGGAUUUUCAUCAGGUGUGACCUCUUCCCAGAAGAAUUUUCCAUCGUGGUAACCUUGAAAGUUCCCAAUCUUCCACCCAAGAAGAACGAGUUUCUGCUCACGGUGGUGGCGGAAGAGCGAGGCACGCUGCUGUUGGGGCUGAGCUACUCAGCCAGCAAGCUCCACUUCCUGUUCCUCAGCGAGGACGCCUCUGGGGCCUGGCAGACCCAUGUGUCCUUCCGGAACACGGCACUGACGGACAGCCGGUGGCACACGCUGGUCUUGGCAGUGUCCCAAGGAACCUUCUCCCUCACCGUGGACUGUGGGCUCCCCAUAGACAUAACCGCUGACAUGCCCUUCCCGGCCACACUCUCCAUGCAGGGCGCCCGGUUCUUCGUCGGCAGCCGGAGAAGGAAGAAAGGCCUAUUCACGGGUCUGAUCCGGCAGCUGGUCCUGCUACCUGGCUCCGAUGCCACCUCCCAGCUGUGCCCCAGCAGGAACGCUGAGCUGGCUGUUUUGUCCAUCCCCCCGAUCCUGCAGGGUCUCACAGGGACGCCAGAAGAUAACGAGGUGCUCAAAUAUCCCUAUGAAACCGAUGUGAAGGUGACAUUGGGGUCACAGCCCCGCUGUACGCAAGCGGAAGAUGCCCAGUUCUGGUUUGACGCCAGCCGGAAGGGGCUGUACCUGUGCAUCGGCAGUGAGUGGAUCUCUGUGCUAGGAGGCAAGAGAAAACUGGACUACGUGGAAGAGCACCAGAGCCUGUUCACGAACUCCGAGACCCUGGGCCUGGAGGCCUUCAUCGUCCCGGAGGUGGGGCUCUUUGUCGCAACAGCCAAUCGGAAAACCACUUCCGCCAUCUACAAGUGGACCGAUGGGAAGUUCGUGUCCUAUCAGACCAUCCGCACACACCAGGCACAGUCCUGGAGGCAUUUCACCAUCGGGAAAAGGAUCUUUUUGGCCGUGGCUAAUUUUGAACCGAAUGAGAAGGGCCAGGAGUUCUCCGUCAUUUAUAAAUGGAGUCCUCGAAAACAGAAGUUCACCCCAUACCAGAGGAUCGCCACCCACAGCGCGCGUGACUGGGAGGCUUUCCAGGUGAACGGGGAGCACUUCCUGGCCGUGGCCAACCACCGGGAAGGCGACAACCACAACAUCGAUAGCGUGAUCUACAAGUGGAACCCAAGGACCCAGCUCUUUGAGGCCAACCAGACCAUCGCCACCUCUGGCGCCUAUGACUGGGAGUUCUUCACCGUGGGACCCUACUCCUUCCUGGCCGUGGCCAACACCUUCAACGGCACCUCCACGAAGGUGUACUCCCACCUGUACAUCUGGCUUGUCGGUGCCUUCCAGCUCUUCCAGUCCUUUCUGACGUUCGGCGCUGCCGACUGGGAGGUGUUCCACAUUGGGGAGAGGAUCUUCCUCGCCGUCGCCAACAGCCACAGCUAUGAUGUUGAAAUGCAAGUGCAAAAUGACUCCUACAUCAUCAACUCCGUCAUCUAUGAGCUGAAUGUCACCGCGCAGUCGUUCGUCAAGUUCCAAGAUAUUCCUACCUGCAGUGCCCUGGACUGGGAGUUCUUCUCGGUGGGAGAAGACUAUUUCCUGGUGGUUGCUAACUCCUUCGAUGGAAAUACUUUCUCGGUAAACAGUAUUAUUUACAGGUGGCAGGGCUACGAAGGCUUUGUGGCCGUGCACAGCCUCCCAACCUUUGGCUGCAGAGACUGGGAGGCCUUCAACACCACGGCCGGCUCCUACCUCAUGUACUCCAGCGCCAAGGAGCCCCUGUCCAAGGUCCUGAGGCUGAGGAUGGAGUGAACGUUCGUGGACCUGCCAGAGAAGGGGCCGGAAGCAAGAAGGACAGGGCAGGACCCUGCCUAGUGCGCCAAUACAUCCCUCUUCCCUAGCCAGAUCCCCUAAAGAUUCCAGGAACCUCUGGGUGGGAGCAGAAGAUGGUGCUUGGCCAGGGUGGAUGGUCCAUGGGAGGCCCUCCUCUGGGCUGGAGUCCUGGCACGUCCCAGUCCCAGCCUCUGUCUAAUUGGGCCACCCACCUUGGCAACCCUGCCCAUGGCUUUAUGUUGUGCUUGCCUCCCCGGCAAGGGUGCCCCUGGUGUGGGACCACAAAGCCCAGGGAGGCUGCAGCCAGACCCCGGGUGGCUUGCUGGUGGUCCAGGCUGAGAACACACACCCUCCCAGCAGUCACCGUGCCUUAAAGAGAAGCUAAUAUCAAAUCGUACCUCAAAGAACCAUGGGGCGGGUCACACGCAUGGCCCUACCCCUUCCCCCGACAAGCAGAGGCUGACACAGGUUUUGUUGCUUGGUUUUGCAGAUUGAGUAACAACUAUUUAUUGUGCCCUAUCUAUACGGAAGCCUAUUUAUAACACUGUCGCUCAAA
Messenger RNA from Echinops telfairi (small Madagascar hedgehog), 2481 nucleotides. It is a transcript of the gene TSPEAR, whose product is annotated as thrombospondin type laminin G domain and EAR repeats. The record is from RefSeq and is a predicted model, not a curated record. NCBI's taxonomy places the organism in Eukaryota, Metazoa, Chordata, Mammalia, Afrosoricida, Tenrecidae. Gene Ontology annotation, biological process: signal transduction. Bases 45 to 1904 code for a protein of 619 amino acids. The transcript is spliced from 11 exons.